AAUCAGAAAUCGACCUCGUAUGUCCGUAUGUCCGCGCUCACAACGCAGCUGGUGAUAUCCGCUCGUUCGUUCGAAUCGUACGGCUUAACUUUUGUCGGUUGUUGACUUUAAAUCAAUCAUUAGCUAUUCCCAAAUAUGAAAAUCGAUAUACACAAUCAUAUUUUACCUAAGAGAUGGCCAGAUUUGAAAGAGAGAUAUGGGUAUGGUGGCUGGAUCCAACUACACCACCAUUGCGAAGGGAAGGCAAAGAUGAUGAAAGAUGGCAAAUUAUUCCGUAUUAUAGAUCAGAAUUGCUGGGAUCCAGCAACAAGGAUUGAGGAGAUGGAUCAAACAGGAGUAACUGUACAAGCAUUAUCCACAGUGCCAAUCAUGUUUAGCUACUGGGCCAAACCAGAGGAUGCCUUAGAUCUUUGUAAGAUCAUAAACGAUGACCUUGCUACUACGGUUAAAACGCAUCCAUCACGAUUUGUUGGCCUUGGAACAGUUCCUCUUCAAGCCCCAGAUCUUGCCAUUCAGGAAAUGACCAGAUGUAUACAGGAGCUUGGCUUCCCAGGUAUUGAGAUUGGAUCCCACGUCAACGAUUGGAAUUUAGAUGCUCCAGAACUUCAACCAUUUUUUGCUGCAGCUGAGGAGUUGGACUGUUCCAUCUUUGUACAUCCAUGGGAUAUGGAGAUGUCGGGGAGGAUGUCCAAAUAUUGGUUACCAUGGUUGGUUGGAAUGCCAGCAGAAACUGCCACAGCUAUGUGUUCCCUUAUUUUUGGUGGUGUACUUGAGAGAUUCCCAAAGUUAAAAGUUUGCUUUGCACACGGAGGAGGUUCUUUUCCUUGUACCAUUGGUAGAAUCGAACAUGGAUUUAAUGUGCGGCCUGAUCUUUGCGCUGUUGAGAAUGAAGUCAAUCCACGCCAGUACCUGGGCCGCAUAUACACAGACUCAUUGGUGCAUGAUCCUGAAGCACUCAAACUACUUGUUAAUGUAAUUGGGAAGGAUAAUAUUGUGCUUGGUAGCGAUUAUCCAUUUCCGUUGGGAGAGCAUCAUCCAGGCAAACUGAUUCAAUCAAUGGACGAUUUCAGCGAUGAACUUAAGGAUAAAUUGCUAGCAGAUAAUGCCUGUAAAUUUCUUGGUAUCGACCGCGCUUUAUACGAACCAGCUUGUUCUUCUCAAUCUUCAACUGCAGUGUUAUCGUCGGUGUCAGGCAGUGAAAAUUCUGAACCCAGCCCUAAGAGACAAAAGACCGGAGCGUCCAUUACAAACAGCAUCUAGGCUUAAUUCAAUCAUUGAUUGUUGACCGUGCUGGGGAAACAGAUGUCCAGUAGAAUGAUGAAGUUCGCCAUUGAUUGCGGUUAUGCAAGUCAUCAUGUGACUACUAGUUCAUAUUAACAUGCACAGUACAUGUGACUAUAUACAUGAAGUCUAUAUUCUCACAUGGACUGGUCAGUAAAUGCAUCUUAUCACAUGAAUUUAUUAUGUUGUCACAUGAACAUAUGACAGUUACAUGUGUGACAAUCAAGGGCCAUAGUGACUAUUGGAUGAAAAAGUCUUUGAGAUGCACUGUAAGUGAGACUUUCUCAUUUAACAUUUUAUAUACUCAUGUACAUCACAUUUGACUAUCACAUGAACAUGUAAUUUGGACACAUGCAUAGCACAUUGACUCAACCAGGAAAAUGUUAUACGGUUUUGGUUAAAUGUCAUAGUAAAUGUGACUAUUAGAUGAACUAGUCGUAGACAAACUGUGAUUGAUGUUCACAUGAACAUGCCAUAUAGUAACAUGCAUACAGUGGCAUAUCUUGAUUCAGGGAGGUUAAUGGGAGGGCUUACAAAGGUGAAGCAGGAAGGCUUGAUGCUGUUUGGCAAAAUAAGGUGAUAUGAGGUGAUUUUAAACUACUUGAGUGUCUUGAAUUUUCCAGUCGGGGCGACCUAGAGGAGAUAACAAACUUUUCUUGGGAACUCCCACCACUUGGUAUGCCACUGCAUGCCUUAAGCAAAUGGGACUAUCACAGGAAUGUGUGUAAACUGCCAUUUUUAGGAUAGGGUUAUUUAUUUUUCAUAACUACAAGGCUAUUAAGUUUUUUAGUUUUUAAUUACAAUAAUUGUUAUUUGGUCAAGGAGGAAUAUAUACUUGUAAAUAGUGUCAGUUAAUUACUUAAAAUAUUUGCCAGAAAAAUUAUUUUCGAUCUUAAUCAGAUGUGAGCGAUGAAGAAGUAUUCAUGGUAGCUUCCAUUGAAAAAUGAAUUUUAUUUAUUGUUAAUUGUUGCUUUGUAAAUCACUUAACUAAAGAUUCAUUUUUGCAUUCAUGUAUUUUAAAAAUAUUAUACCACAACUAUUAUUAUUAUUGUAAGUGUUAUUUUAACAUCUUUAUUGUGUUCCAUUGAUGAUAUUAAUUACAUUAUAAAAAUAUGUAAUGCACCUGAUGAUGGGAGAAGGUCCUUUUAAAUCGAACGUCUUUUCUCUGCUGCCAUCUAGAGGACCAGUUUACAAGUCCCUACAAUGUAUACGACCUGGAGGAUAGAACUGUAGAUGCAUCUGCAAAGCAAGCAACUUUUGUUUUGUUACAAACUCUUAGAAUAAUAUUGAUUUUAAACAUUUUUAAUUGUUAACCUAUCAAAUCUUUGCUUUUUAUGUUACAGAUACUCUACAUAAUCACUGAUGCUUAGGCCUAUGUGUUUUUCAAUACUCUUGUAGGCAUUAUUUAGUUAAUAUGUAAUACAGUACUGUAAUUAGUUUUACUGUAAAAUUGGGAAAAAUAGAACACAAGAUGCUGUAAAUAUAAAGACGUCUGUAUUUAUAAUUAAAAGGUCUGUUGAAUUGAU
This is a messenger RNA of Anneissia japonica, 2807 nucleotides long. Its product is annotated as 2-amino-3-carboxymuconate-6-semialdehyde decarboxylase-like. Gene Ontology annotation, biological process: secondary metabolic process. Lineage: Eukaryota; Metazoa; Echinodermata; Crinoidea; Comatulida; Comatulidae. The transcript is spliced from 8 exons. Bases 136 to 1260 code for a protein of 374 amino acids. Gene Ontology annotation, molecular function: hydrolase activity; carboxy-lyase activity. The record is from RefSeq and is a predicted model, not a curated record. Gene Ontology annotation, cellular component: cytosol; cytoplasm.